This is a messenger RNA of Brachypodium distachyon (stiff brome), 2778 nucleotides long. RefSeq names its product anti-sigma-I factor RsgI6. Gene Ontology annotation, molecular function: hydrolase activity, hydrolyzing O-glycosyl compounds. Lineage: Eukaryota; Viridiplantae; Streptophyta; Magnoliopsida; Poales; Poaceae. The coding region runs from base 709 to 2430 and encodes 573 amino acids. Gene Ontology annotation, biological process: carbohydrate metabolic process. The record is from RefSeq and is a predicted model, not a curated record. The transcript is spliced from 6 exons.
CCACGUGAACUCCUCGGCUCCAGGCUCCGGGUUCACAUGCGGCGCCCAACGAUGGAUCAUCAUGGAUGGAUGCACGACACGUCACUAACGUCACAGCUCACAGGCGUCCUUUUUUGAGAUUGAGCAGGAACGAAUGCACGCUCAUCUCUUCGUGAAUCGCCCAAUCAGUCAGUUCAUCAAUAGCAGCGGCAGCGAAAUGCAUACCACCACUACCCGCGCAGCAACGCCUUGAAUGCAAACACACACAAGACACCCCGCACGUCCUAGGCACCACCGGCAGCAAAGCUAAAAUACUUGGAAGCGGCCGGCCGGCCAAGUGUCUUGGCGGUCGGUCGCCAGGUCAAGAAAAAUCCCAGCGAGCACUCCUUCCGCUCCACGCUUGCUUGCUUGGCAAUGCUCUCCUCCUCGUCCUCCUCCCGUGCGGCGUAGGUGAGCGCGGCCAGCAAGCAAAGGCGCAGCCGGUUAUUAUCAUUGAAUAUUUCUUUUCAAUUUCCCCGUCGCGGGGGCUUUGUCCGCCGCCUGUGUACCCGCCUAUAAAUUCGGCGGGAAGCCACGAUCGUUGGUGCAGAUGUUGAGUUCUUCCCGCCACAACAGAGCAGCGCAGCGUGAGCGUGGACUGGACCAACUCCAUCUAUUUCUACCUGCUACUUCUUCUCUCGAACAAGCGCAGGAGCACGCGCUGCUGACAGGCGGUGAAGGCUGAUCGAUAUGAUGAUGGCGAAAAUGCUGCUCUUGUUCUUGUUGGUUGCUCUGAUGGAAGGUUCCAUGGUGAUGUCUCUUCCUUACGAUUAUUCGGCAAGCGUCGAGUGUUUGGCGGAGCCGCCGGAGCCCCAGUACGGCGGCGGAAUCGUCCGCAACGCCGGCUUCAGCGCCGGGCUCCUGGGCUGGUCGCCGUUCGGGUACAGCAGCGUCGCCGAGGCCACGUCGGUGACGACGGGGAACAGCUACGCCGUGGCGAGGAACCGGACGAAGCCGUACCAGAGCGUGAGCCAGAAGGUGUACCUGCAGAACGACACGCACUACACUCUCUCAGCGUGGUUGCAGGUGAGUGGAAGCUUCGCCGUGGACGUGCUGGCGGUGGUGAAGACGGCCCAUGGCUUCGUCCACGCCGGCGGGGUGGUGGCCAAGCCCGGCUGCUGGUCCAUGCUCAAGGGCGGGCUCACCUCCGCCAAGGCCGGCCGCGCCGAGCUCUACUUCGAGAGCAACGCGACGGUGGACAUAAUGGUGGACAGCGUGUCCCUGAAGCCCUUCACCAAGGCCGAGUGGUCAUCACACCGCGCCGAAUCGACUUCGAAGCUUCGCCGGAAGACGGUGCGGCUCCAGGCAACAGACUCGUCUGGCACCCCUCUGCAGGGGGCCUCCAUGUCCGUGGAGACGGUCCGCAGCAGCUUCCCCGUGGGCGCGGCCAUGAGCCGCGAGAUCCUGAGCAACGCGGCCUACCAGUCCUGGUUCACCUCCCGCUUCACGGUGACCACCUUCGAGAACGAGAUGAAGUGGUACAGCACGGAGCCGUCCCCGGGCAAAGAGGACUACUCCGUGGCCGACGCCAUGCUGGCGCUGGCCAAGCAGCACGGCAUCGGGGUCCGCGGCCACAACGUGUUCUGGGACGACCCGAAGCAGCAGCCACGGUGGGUGCAGGCUCUGCCAUACACGGAUCUCCUGGCGGCGUCGUCCCGCCGGAUCCGGUCCUUCGUGUCCCGUUACGCGGGGGAAGUGAUCGCGUGGGACGUGGUGAACGAGAACCUGCACUUCUCCUUCUUCGAGCGCCAGUUCGGGUGGGACGCCUCCACGGCAUUCUACGCGGCGGCGCGACUCCUGGACGGGGCGCCCGGGGCGCUCAUGUUCAUGAACGAGUUCAACACGCUGGAGCAGCCAGGGGACAUGGCCGCGCAGCCGGCGAGAUACGUGCAGCGGCUGAAGCAGAUCAUCAGCUCCUACCCGGAGAACGGAGCCGGCAUGGCGAUCGGGCUCGAGGGACACUUCACGAACCCGGUGAACAUCCCUUACAUGCGGGCGGCGCUGGACACGCUGUCGCAGGUGGGGCUGCCGGUGUGGCUGACGGAGGUUGACGUGGCGGCGGGCCCGCAGCAGGCGGCGCACCUAGAGGAGGUGCUGAGGGAGGCCUACGCGCACCCGGCGGUGCAGGGGGUCAUCCUCUGGUCCGCGUGGCACCCGCAGGGCUGCUACGUCAUGUGCCUCACGGACAACAGCUUCGUGAACCUGCCUCAGGGGGAUGUGGUGGACCGGCUGCUUGCGGAGUGGAAGACGGCGGCGCAGGUUGGGGUCACGGACGCCCAGGGCUACUUCCAGGCAGAGCUCGUCCAUGGCGAGUACAAGGUCACCGUGACCCACCCGUCGCUCAACGCCUCCGUUGAGCAGAGCGUUAUGGUUGAGCCGGGAUUAGGGGAGCACUACUUCAUCCAGGCCUAGAAUUUGAUUAAUCGAUGCUAGGUGUAACGUAGUACUCCGUAGAAAGAAAGAAGGAAGGGAAGAUUCCUGGGCAUAGUCUGCAGAAUUAUUAUGCAGAACACACGACACACUAGCUUAGGCUUAGCCAUUCAUGUAUGACCACCAAUUUUACACGGUAAAAGGGGAGGAAAAGGAGUCCAUUUCUGUUCUGCUUCAUAAGAUUAUUACCAGGUGAAACAUUCCAUGCUUUAGCAUAUGUCAUCCAUAUUGAAGAUGUUAGCUAGCUUUGGCUUCAGGUCAGGAUUAGCUGCUACUUGUUGUUCUCUUCUCACAAGCAUUUCUUUUCUCUGGCAAAUCCUUUUCCCGUUC